This is a messenger RNA of Diuraphis noxia (Russian wheat aphid), 2015 nucleotides long. It is a transcript of the gene Eaat2, whose product is annotated as Excitatory amino acid transporter 2. Gene Ontology annotation, molecular function: L-glutamate transmembrane transporter activity; neutral L-amino acid transmembrane transporter activity; glutamate:sodium symporter activity. Gene Ontology annotation, biological process: L-glutamate transmembrane transport. Gene Ontology annotation, cellular component: plasma membrane. NCBI's taxonomy places the organism in Eukaryota, Metazoa, Arthropoda, Insecta, Hemiptera, Aphididae. The record is from RefSeq and is a predicted model, not a curated record.
AAGACCUUUGUAGAAAGUGCGCUCUGUACGAGUGGUCGUCGGACGACUAUGUCCAGCGGUCAGCUUCGAAUGAUUGUAUUAUUAUCGUCGUUGUCUUCGUCUUUGUCGAUACUACCGCAAUAAUUUCCGCUGUCGAAUAUUGUAGUCCCAGCCUUUUAGUCGACAAAGCAGCUGAAUUUAUUUUAUUUCCUUUUACUAUCAUUAUAUUGUAGUCACCUUAUAUUAUUAUCACGUCGGGUUUGAAAGGAUAAGGCGAGGGAUCCGGCGGCGUUCACGCUGCAGGAAUGAAAAUCAAACAUGCCAACAACAACAUCGACGACAUGGAAAGACAACGGGCAGAGUCGACAUUCACCAUCCUUUCAAAGGUCAAGAAUUCGCCCAACGUGAACACGGCGGUUAAAUGGCUGUCGUCCAACAAGUUACUCAUAUUCAUCUUGGUAUCAGUCGUAUUUGGAGUGAUCCUGGGAUUGAUUUUAAGACCGUUGAACCUUAGCAGUGAUACUAUUACUUUAAUUUCAUAUCCCGGUGACCUUUUCUUGAGGACUUUAAAGUUGAUGGUCUUACCAUUCAUCAUAUCAUGUUUAAUUAUAGGUGCUGCUAAUUUGGAUAUAAGUAAAAAUGGCAAUGUUGCAGUCCGAACAAUUGUGUAUUUUGUCCUUACGUCUGUUUUUAAUGUCUGCUUGGGAUUAACGCUCGGUCUGCUCGUUCAUCCCGGCAGUCCAGAUCUAAGGUUAACAAAUACCACGACAUUUUCAGGACCCAAAAAGAUGAACGUUAUGGAUGGAUUUUUAGAUAUGGGAAAGAAUUUAUUGCCAGAAAAUCUGUUUCAAGCUACAAUUCAACAAACAUUAACCGAGUAUGAGACCGUCAUGGGUGAAAAUAACACGAAAGUGUUGAAAAAAGUCGUUAAAUACAAGUAAUACUACAACAUUAUUAAAUUGCAUUUGGCUAGGUCGUUCAUUUAUACCGUUUUAUAAAUACAUAGCAUAUUUAUAUUGUAUUUUUGCACGUACAUCCCUAUUCUGAUAACCUCUAUUACAGAACAUCUCUGUAGGUUUACGCCCAUUGGAGUAGCCAGUGUCAUAUGUGGUAAGAUCAUCACACUGGCCCAACUCACGACCACCCUGGUCCAGCUCAGCUUAUUCAUCGCAACGACGGUCGGUGGUUUCCUAUUCUAUCAGCUGAUAGUGAUACAAGUCAUUUAUUUCGUAAUCGUGAAGAAGUCUCCUUGGCCGUACUACGUGUCAUUGGGACCCGCUCUAGCAACUGCCUUUGCUACUGCUUCCAAGUCAGCGUCUCUUCCAAUAACAUUCAAAGUAUUGGACGAAAAAUUAAAGAUGAAUCCGAAAAUCACUAAAUUUGUCCUUCCCAUUGGUACGAUCAACAUGGACGGUUCAGCUCUGUACCUGAGUGUAGCACUAUUGUUCUUGGCGCAAAUCAAUAAUUUACAACUAGGCAUUGGAGAAAUUUUUACUAUCGGGUUGGCUUGCACAGCGGCAAGUAUGUCUUCGGCGGCUAUUCCGUCGGCGGCCAUCGUCUUGGUUGUAAUGCUGUGCAGCGUGAUAAACUUACCCACUGAAGACGUAUCUCUGCUGUUUGCCGUCGAUUGGCUAGUAGACAGGUUCAGAACUAUGAACAAUCUGAUUGGAGACUGUUACACGGUAGCCAUUGUUCAACAUCUAUCCAAAGAGGAAUUAGAACAGGAUGAUGAGAAAGAAGCUGAAGAAGCGCACGUCAACGGCAUGUUUGUUAUGCAAGAACAAGAACAAAACGCACAGACAAAUCAGAGUUUUUCCACCAACACACCAGUAUAAAAUAUAUUAUUUACAAUAAGUACCUAUAACAACUACGACGUGUUUCCAGUAUUAUCAUGUAUAUAUUAUGUAUAACAGUCAACAGAGCUGGUUGUAUAAGAUCGCACGUGCUGCUGACGACAAUUCAUAUAUUAUGACUCGAACGUAUUAUUAUUAUUAUUAUUAUUAUUAUUAUUAUUAUUAUUAUGUAUUAUUAGUAGA